Messenger RNA from Phoenix dactylifera (date palm), 2536 nucleotides. RefSeq names its product protein PSK SIMULATOR 1-like. The record is from RefSeq and is a predicted model, not a curated record. Gene Ontology annotation, biological process: positive regulation of growth. Lineage: Eukaryota; Viridiplantae; Streptophyta; Magnoliopsida; Arecales; Arecaceae.
AAGUCAUAACCUCACUACUUCCCGGUGCCACCCCUGGGCCCCUACUUUACAAUGACAGAAUCUGGUACGAUAGCACGAUAGAGGUGCAAGUGCAACCGAGCCCGAGCUCCCACCACGAGCUCAUCACGCGGCCUAAAUCGUGGACCAAAUAGGAACGUUGGUUGACGUUCGGUCGAGAUCCACCAAUUCACGCAUCAACAAAAAUCUAAAACACUAACAAGAGUUCAUCAGAUGGACUUACAGAGUUGGACGCUUCCCCCAGCUAGCCUAGCUAUAUAUAUAUAUUGUAUUUUUGGUUGUUGUUGCCUGCCGCUCAAGCUAGGCGCCAAUCAAAUGUUUGCUUGGUGUCAUCCUGCGCGGCGGUAAACGCCCGCUAUUCCACGGUUUCCACCCCUUAUCCGUCACGACGACUUCCAUCAAAUGGUUGCAACCGCGUCGCCGAGAAACCUCUCGGAAAUGGUGCCCCCCCCCCCAUCUCGUCCCUUCCCUCAAAUAAUACCCGGUCUCCCGCCUCCUUUAAGUCCCCGCUAAAUCCACACCAAUAAUUCCAUAACAACCAACCCCUUAUCUCGCCAAAGAAGAACAAAACAACGGAAAAGAAAGCCGUGGAUCACUGGCGUCCGUUCCAAUGGUCAUCGCCAAGGCGUGGUUCGCCGAUCUGCGGGCGCUAGUCGGCACCGGGGCCGGCUAUGACCGCGGCCUCCGGCCGGACGACGCCCCGGGCGUUGUCGGGAUUCUCGCCUUUGAGGCCGCGGCCACCAUGGCCCGCCUCGUCUCCCUCCACCGCGCCCUAUGCGAGCCGGAGGUCCUCCACCUCCGGUCCAACACCAUGCGGUCCCAGGGGGUGGCCUACCUCAACUCCACCGACCAGUUCCUCCUCUUCCGCCUCGCCUGCGCCGAAUCGAUGGACGACCUCGACCGCGCCGCCGUCGCCAUCUCCCGCCUCGGCGUCCGGUGCCGCGGGGCCCUCCCGAGAGGCUUCGCCAACAUCUACGCCGACCUCAAGGCCGGCGAAAUCAUCGCCGAUCCAGACCGGCUUGGGCUGGGGUCCACUCCGAAGGCGGUCGAGAAACGGGUCAGAAAGAUGGCUCGCUAUGUCGCGUCGACGGCGAGAUUGUACGCGGAGAUGGAGCUGCUGUCCGAAUUGGAGGCGUCGGAGCGGAAGAAGGAGCAGCAGUGGAGGCGGUACAGCGGGCCGAUACCGAUGCAGAAACCUAUCGCCUCCGAUCCGCUCCGGCUCGAGAUCAAGUCGCAGCGUCAGAGAGUCCGGCGGCUCAAGGAGGAGUCUCUCUGGAGCCAGAGUCAGGAGAAGGUGGUGGACCGCAUGGCCAAAGCCGCCGUCUCCGUCUUCACCAGGAUCUGCGCCGUCUUCGGCCAGUUCGUGCCGGGGCUCCCUACUAACCGGACCGGUCUCAGACCCCGAACCUAUCCGAUAUUCACCAGCAAGUACUCGUCCGGUCCGAUGGAAAGACCGAUACCAAGGGAAUCGAACAUCAGAAACUCGGCUCCGAUCUUAAGAACAAGGGAAGUGAUGGCAAGGUCAUGUACCAACUGGAGCGAGCAAUUGGAAGCGCCACCGGGCACGGUCGGAGGAUCGGGCCUGGCGCAACGUUAUGCGAAUGUGAUCGUACUGGCGGAGAGGCUACAUCUGACGAGGGCAGCCGGCGAUGGGCGGGUGGACCGCGAGAAGGCCGGGGAGGAGGCGGCGCUGAGGGAGGAGCUGUAUGGGCUGCUGCCGGUGGGGUUGCGGGUGGCGGUGAGGGCGAAGCUGAGGGAGUGCUGGAGGAAGGACGGCGGGGUGGUGGACGAGUGGCUGGCGAAGGGUUGGAAGGAGGCGGUGGGGCGAAUUCUCGGGUGGCUGGGGCCGGUGGCGCACGAUACUGUGAGGUGGCAGGAAGAGCGGAACAUGGACCGGCAGCUGCGCUUUGACACGAGGCCGAGGGCGCUGCUGCUGCAGACGCUGCAUUUCUCCGACAAGGAGAAGGCGGAGGCGGCGAUCGUCGAGGUGCUGGUCGGGUUGAGCUGCGUUUGCUGGUAUGAGGAGCGGCGGUUCGACUCUUCGAGGCCAGGUUUUGAUGAACAUGAUUAAGAUCAACUGAUCAAGUUCAGAAGAAGAUGAAGAACAGUUAGUUAUGGAGAUUUAGGAAUUUGUUAAGCCCCUAGGAAUUGGUAAAAACAUUUUUGGAUUCUUUUUUUUAUGAUAAAAAACAUUCCUGGAUUCAUGUUUAAGGCAUGGAAUGUGUUUACCCAUUCCCCUUGCUGGGUUGGCCGUUUCCAAGAGUUUCAUAGUCCCAGAGGCUCUAGAGACGGAAGAUGCUAGAAAAUAUACUUAUUUUUUCGUAAAUGUGUUGUCGAUCAGGUGUCUCGCGUGACAACGUAGUGGACCGGUCAAAAUUAUCUUCAUGAAUUUGUGCGGCGCUGCCCUGCCACAAACGUCUCGGUCAAACAAGUGUGUCGUAUUGUACCAAAAAAAAAAAAAAAGGCGCAUCGUAUCCGCGUCAUGAAUAAUUUAGAUCCAGCUUUUCUUCGGUUCCCA